AUGGCGUCCAUCCGCCUCCUCGCCACCGUAACGCUCCUCAUCGUCAUCGCUUCGGCCCAACAAUGUAACCUCAAGACCCUGAAGUCCUCUUAUCAAGCGCCCGUUACCGCCGAUGGCUGGAACUAUAGUAUCAUCGCCAAUGAGCUCAGACGACCUCGAGGUAUUCUAUUCGAUAGCGAGGGUGCCCUGAUUGUUAUAGACUCUGGGAAUGGAAUAAUCCAUUUUGAGCUCGAUGAUGAAGGAGGAACCUGCUUGCAAGUCAAGAAGAAGACCACUCUACUAAAGAAGAAUAAUCUCAACCAUGGCAUCGCCCUCUCCAAAGAUGGACGUACAAUCUAUGCUUCAUCAUCCGAUGAGGUCUUCGCAUGGUCCUAUGACCCGUCUAAAGUCACUCUCAGCGAAUCUUCCGCUCAGACUCUAGUCAACAAUAUGACUAACGGAGGCCACACUUCACGAACCCUACUUAUCUCACAGAAACAUCCAGACAUGCUGCUCGUAUCCCGCGGGAGCGAUGGGAACGAUGACGCAGGUGCCGAAGAUCGUGACUCAGGCCGCUCUCAGAUCCGCGCCUUCAACAUCUCAUCCUUCAGCGGCAAUUCCGAUAAAAAACCGUACGAUUAUCUUGACGGCGAGAUUAUCGGCUGGGGCCUUCGCAAUUCCGUCGGCGUGGCAGAGCAUCCUGAGACAGGUGGCAUUUUCAGCGUUGAAAAUUCCGCCGAUGAACUUCAUCGCGACGGCAAAGAUAUUCACAAGGACAACCCAGGCGAGGAGAUGAACUUCCACGGUUAUCUGAAUGGCUCUGAUGAUCAGGGUGGCAACUAUGGCUACCCUCUUUGUUAUACGCUCUGGUCUACGGAAGACUUCCCUAAUCUCGGCGAUCUUAAGAUAGGCGAUCAGUUUCCAGCUGAUCGCCAAGCAGACGGUGAUGAUGCUACCGCCCUUACUGAUGAAGAAUGCAAAUCCGACUAUGUUGCACCAGUACUAGCGUUCCAAGCGCACACUGCACCUCUAGAUCUGAAGUUCGACGAGAAUGGCACAAGAGCCUAUGUAUCUUUCCACGGAAGCUGGAACCGCGACCCGCCAGUUGGCUACAAAGUCUCCUACGUCGAUUUCCAAGACGGCAAACCUGCAUCUUCUUCACGAAGUACAAAUGCCACUACACCCAUCAUCUACAACAAAGAUCUCUCAAAGUGUCCGGAUGAUUGCUUCCGCCCCGUUGGUCUGGCAUGGGACUCUAAGGGUAGACUGUGGUUUAGUUCCGACAAGACAGGCGAGAUCUUUGUGUUGAGCCACGAGAGCGGAUCAGGUACGAGUGGCGGAAAUGGAUCUGAAUCCGGCGCUGGCAGUGGCGAUGAUGAUAACGAUUCCGCGUCUCUACAGCCUGGAUCAGCUGCUUUUAUCAUCACUCUUGCUGCAUUCAUUGUAGGAGGCUUGCUUGCGUGA
Messenger RNA from Fusarium musae, 1443 nucleotides. RefSeq lists its product as uncharacterized. The transcript is spliced from 3 exons. The record is from RefSeq and is a predicted model, not a curated record. Lineage: Eukaryota; Fungi; Ascomycota; Sordariomycetes; Hypocreales; Nectriaceae. The coding region runs from base 1 to 1443 and encodes 480 amino acids.